AUGAGCGAAAUGGGCUACUCCCAGUCGUUUCUUCUCACCGAUACAAAGCUAGCCACGGGACUUGUAUCUGUAAUGAUUGCUGGACUCUUGUUCUAUGUCGACAAGAAAUACGGAUUUGAGCGCACAUUCAAUGUAACAGUGAUAUCUGUUUGCAUAUAUGGGCUUUUAAGCUUGUUCUACUACUACUUGACAUACCAUCCAAAGUACAAGAACAACAAGUUUGUGGGAUAUUCUGACAACGGGGAAAAGAUAUCAAUUGCUACGUGGACCCGCAAGCACACCCCGACUUACUUUGUACGUAUAGAAGUUUCUAAAAUUGAUGGGGAGGCAAUGACAUCCGAAACCAGCAUCGAAUUCACAAAGUUGUUUGAUGGCUUUGGGUACUACAAACAAGAAGAAAUGACCAAGUUUUUGAAAUCUGAGGUGGAGAAAUUGCAGAAGAAGAAUCUUUAA
Messenger RNA from Meyerozyma guilliermondii ATCC 6260, 453 nucleotides. It is a transcript of the gene SPC2, whose product is annotated as signal peptidase complex subunit. Lineage: Eukaryota; Fungi; Ascomycota; Pichiomycetes; Serinales; Debaryomycetaceae. The record is from RefSeq and is a predicted model, not a curated record. Bases 1 to 453 code for a protein of 150 amino acids. Gene Ontology annotation, biological process: protein targeting to ER. Gene Ontology annotation, cellular component: membrane; signal peptidase complex. The transcript has a single exon.